Molecule: messenger RNA, 2183 nt
Organism: Gracilinanus agilis (Agile Gracile Mouse Opossum)
Lineage: Eukaryota; Metazoa; Chordata; Mammalia; Didelphimorphia; Didelphidae
Gene: TINF2
Product: TERF1 interacting nuclear factor 2
Exons: 8
Coding region: 459-1997 (512 amino acids)
Biological process (GO): telomere capping; regulation of telomere maintenance via telomere lengthening
Cellular component (GO): shelterin complex
Molecular function (GO): telomeric repeat DNA binding
Source: RefSeq, a predicted model, not a curated record
GGUUGGUUUCCUCGCCUGCUAUUGGGUGACACUAGUAAUGAAUCUGACGCAUCCGUUCUUCCUUGCAGCCAAUUGGCUUGUUCUUUCGCGGCGUCUUUUCGUCACCAAGGCGGGACUGGGACCAGAGCCGGAAGUGACGCGAUGAAGUUGACCAGUAUGAAUUUCAGUCGUCGCGCGUACCUGGGUGGCUGGACGUUGGGAGUUAUUAUGGCGCACGGGCUCCUCCCCUUGUUUUGAUCCUACUCGUCUUCCUUUUUGGAGACUCGGCCCAGUUAGGAGCAGAUCCCCUGGAGGAAAUUGAACUCGUCUAAGCGUCCUUCCCCGCAUCCUGCGCUGGGAAUCUCCGCCCCCUUGGAGGGGGAGGGACGGGGAGUGCGCCGAAGUCCCGCCUCUGUAUGGGUCUGGUUCUCGACCCCUCUGCCUAAAGGGAGAGGCUUCCGGGCCGGCCAGAGCGGGUGAUGUCCGUCCCUUCGGAGGCCAACGUUGCCGCCUCCUCGUUGCGAUUGGUUGCGGCCGCUGCCUGGUGGGUGGUGCGGAGGCGCCUCUCUGCGCACUACCCCCGAGUGCUGGAGCUGCUGGGAACCCUGAAAGUCUCUGCCCCGGGUCUGGUCCGUCCUCGGCACCACGCGCGGCUCUGCAUGGGACUGCGGGCCAAGGUGGUGGUGGAGAUGAUCUUGGAGGGCCAGCCCUGGUCCCUGGUCCUGGAUGCCCUGAAUCGUCAUUUCCCAGAGUCUGGUCCACCUGAAUGCGGCUCCAAGGCGGCUGUGUGGGAUCCGAAGAUUGUGGAGGCACAGGAGGCCUUUUGCCAGCGAGUGAAACAUCUGGCAGAGGGUCCUGAAGACUUUGGCAGUCAUCUGCAGGAACUGGAACAAGAAUAUGGGGAACCCUUCUUAGUUGCCCUGGAGAAAUUAUUAUUUGAAUACCUAUGCCAAUUGGAGAAGACAUUACCAGUGCUGCAGUUGCAUGAGCUUAAGGAAGUAUUGAGAGGAAUGCAAACUGAAACCUUGGUCCCCCUUCCCCUUGCCCUGACCCAGUAUUGUAUGGACAUGGGGUGGCUUCUUCAAGAGUCCCCUCUUUUUACUUCAGUGAGAGGGACAGAAUCCCAAGAGCAGAGUCCUCUACCUUCUCCCCAAUUGGAACAACUAUUCCAGGAUCCUGUUCCCACAACCAAACCCAGCACUCCCUUUCCCCAGGGGCAAGGUUUGAAGAAACCCUCAGAGACCCUCACUGGUCGGGACUUCAACCUGGCCCCUCUAGGCCGCCGGCAAAUCCUGGCAAAUCGUACAUCUGCUGUUAGGGGAGGCCGUAAGGACCGGCCCACUGUCAUGCUUUUCCCAUUCCGGAGUAUGUGCCUACCUGUUCAGGAUAUAAUUAUGCAUGGGAACAAUAAAGGACGUGGGCAGCCCAUGGCAGAUCCGGCAGGCACCAUGGGUGCAAAAGCAAUCCCUCAAGGAAAGCACAGAAACUCAGCUCGUUCCCUCAGAGGGAGGGCUCAAGAACAGGGGAACUGGACUUCCGAUGAACCCUCAGAACAAAAGGAGAACUGCCUGGAUUACUCCCUGGAGCCCUUGAGGCUGCCAUUACCUGCUGUUGGGGCCAGGGAGCCAGGUAGGUGUACCCUACUUUCAGUUGGGGGUUGGGAAAAGGAACGGUUCCUUCUUGAGAGCAGCCUCAACUCUAUGGGGAUGCCAAAGGCCUGUAUGUUUACAUCAGUAAGAAACAGGUUUGAUUUUGGUUUCCCUCCUACAGUGCAUUCCCCAUCUCUGUGCAGCCCUGUGGUUACCAUAGGGGACUUGGUUCUGGACUCUGAUGAUGAAGGGAAUGGCCAGAGGGGAGGGAAGAAGUUUCUUGAAAGCUAUCAGAAGACGAAGUUUGGCACCCUGAUCCCCACCUUCUGCGAGUACCUCUCCCCUGUUGAUCAAAGUUCCGUACUUGCCCCAGCCCCUUCCUGUGGCCAGACUGACCCCAUUAAAACCCAGUGGCUUAGGUCUCUUUGAUUGGCUAUAUGGUGGGGUCUCACCCCCCUGUAGUUGGUAGAGAAUUGGAAAUGAACUCAGCAGAUUUGGCUUGCCAUGGAGGCCAGGCACCUUCAUUUUGGAACAUAGGAUUGGGUUUACCUCAUCAUACCUUUCUUGUUUUAUUUUUUUGUAACAGCCAGUGAUUAAAUUUUGAAUCUUCUGAAA